This is a messenger RNA of Rhododendron vialii, 714 nucleotides long. Its product is annotated as cytochrome b-c1 complex subunit 6-1, mitochondrial. Lineage: Eukaryota; Viridiplantae; Streptophyta; Magnoliopsida; Ericales; Ericaceae. Gene Ontology annotation, biological process: mitochondrial electron transport, ubiquinol to cytochrome c. Bases 313 to 522 code for a protein of 69 amino acids. The transcript has 5 exons. The record is from RefSeq and is a predicted model, not a curated record.
GGUUUUCCCUUUUUUCUUUUUCGAGUGGGAAAAAAAAAAAACCAACACUCCCGCCCUAGGCCUGAUAAGGUGUGGGCUUAAGAAGCCCUAGAAUUGGCCCAAUCCACAAUCUGGAUCAGAGACUUUCUACUACUGGCUUUUUUCAACGGCAGGGGCGCUGCCCUACGCAGUACGCACCGAGCGUUAAGCUUAACAAUCGUCUUCCUCGAUUUCAUUCACAAUUUGCUCCCUCCGUGACUGGAGAUUACGCCCACAAAGGUGACUUGAGCCGAGUUCUGUUGCUGUUAACAGAUCGUCUUCUCUUCAAUUGCCAUGUCGGACGAGGAACCUGUUGAUCCUAAGAAGGAACUUGAAGAGGCUUGCAAGCCCAAGUGUGUGAAAAGUUUGAUCGAUUAUAAGAAAUGUGUUGAACGGAUCCAAGGUGAUGAAUCUGGGCACAAGCACUGCACCGGACAAUAUUUCGAUUUCUGGGGUUGUAUUGACAAAUGUGUUGCACCCAAGCUUUUCGUGAAACUAAAGUAACGUGGGGAAUAGCUCUGUCAUCGCGCUGCUAUGUCGUUUUUCGACCAGGCAUAUCAUUGAUUUUGUCUUCGCUGCACUCUGUGUUUGUAUGAAAAGUUGGGUGCUUUUCAUAUGCUAUGUGGACUUCUUCUUCUUCUUUUUUAAUGUUGGAGUUCUUGACUUAAGCCAAUAAUAGAGCAUUUAUGGACUAAA